CGGGCCGAGGCAGCCAGAGGAGGGAGCGGGCCGGGGGCUCCCUGUUGCCCUGGUUACGCCGAGGCACGUGUGCAGUCCCGGAAGCGGCUCCGGGAAGCGGCCCAGCGCGCGCAGCCGGAGGAAGCGCAGCCCGGUCCGCUGGGGUCGGGUCCGGCUGGGCCAUGGAGCCGUUCCCUGAGCUUGCGCCCCGGCCCGGACCCCGCUGUCUUCUGCUUCUCUCCCUGCUACUGUUGCUGCUGCUGCUACUGCCACUGCCGGCCCCGGAGCUGGGCCCGAGCCAGGUGCAAGCCGAGGAGACCGACUGGGUUCGACUCCCCAGCAAAUGCGAAGUGUGUAAAUAUGUUGCGGUGGAGCUGAAAUCAGCUUUUGAGGAAACCGGCAAGACCAAGGAGGUGAUCGACACAGGCUAUGGCAUCCUGGAUCGGAAGGCUUCCGGAGUCAAAUACACCAAGUCCAUUUCAGAGCCCCCAGACCAGAUGACCUAUCUUCCUUCCAGCUCUGACUUCCCUUUGCCCCUCUCGUGCUGCUGUCUCUGCAGGGACUUACGGUUAAUCGAAGUCACUGAGACCAUUUGCAAGAGGCUCCUGGACUAUAGCCUGCACAAGGAGAGGACCGGCAGCAACCGGUUUGCCAAGGGCAUGUCUGAGACCUUUGAGACACUGCACAACCUGGUCCACAAAGGGGUCAAGGUGGUGAUGGAUAUCCCCUAUGAGCUGUGGAAUGAGACCUCUGCAGAGGUGGCUGACCUUAAGAAGCAGUGCGACGUGUUGGUGGAAGAGUUUGAGGAGGUGAUCGAGGACUGGUACAGGAACCACCAGGAGGAAGACCUGACUCAGUUCCUCUGCGCCAACCAUGUGCUGAAGGGCAAGGACACCAGUUGCCUCGCAGAGCAGUGGUCCGGCAAGAAGGGGGACACAGCCGCCCUGGGAGGGAAGAAGUCUAAAAAGAAGAGCGGUAAGGUCAAGGCCUCGGGCAGCGGCAGCAAACAGAGGAAGGAGCUAGGUGGCCUUGAAGAAGACCCCAGCCCCGACGAGGAUGAGGGCAUCCAGAAGGCAUCCCCCCUCACACACAGCCCCCCGGAUGAGCUUUGAGCCUAACCCAGUGCCCCCUGUAUCGUGACCCCUGACCUGGAAGCUGAAGAAUCUGGGGCACAGCUCUGGCAGGCAGAUGGCUGUCCCUCUCCAAGUCCUCCCUGCCGUGCCAGCUUCCUGCCGGGAAAGACACAGGGCCAGGGAAGAGCUCAGAUCAGCUGCCGUCAGCCUACCGACCUCCUCCCUCUGCCAAGCGG
Panthera uncia (snow leopard) is the source of this 1288-nucleotide messenger RNA. It is a transcript of the gene CNPY3, whose product is annotated as canopy FGF signaling regulator 3. Gene Ontology annotation, molecular function: signaling receptor binding. The record is from RefSeq and is a predicted model, not a curated record. The transcript is spliced from 7 exons. The coding region runs from base 162 to 1091 and encodes 309 amino acids. Gene Ontology annotation, cellular component: endomembrane system. Lineage: Eukaryota; Metazoa; Chordata; Mammalia; Carnivora; Felidae.